AUGCACGAUGAAUAUCCUUCUACUAACAGCAACUAUUCCUCUACUGCUCCUUCAAUUUCAUCUUCGCUUGAAAAUUUGAAUAUUAGUAUUUCUGAAGAUGAUCAACCUGAAAUUAAUGCAACAUAUGAUUUACCUGAUUCGAUACCUCUUACUCCUAUUCUACAAGAUCUUCAAGAAUCUAAUUACAAAAACUUACCGUCAUUAUCUGCAAUCCCUUCACUUCCAUCUACAGCUAUUACACCAGGAAUUCCUGUAAGGUCACGAAAACGAAUCGUAAGAUCAAAACAGGUUUCAAACCCACCAGCUGCAAAGAGAGCCAAAAAACCAAAGAAGUUUCGGCUGGCUUACAAAUGGAAAAUUACAUCGUAUCACCACAGACCUACAAUUGAAGAAAAUUUAGAUAGCGAUUUUGUCGAUUUACCGGACGCUACGUCAUCCCCCUUGACUUACUUCUACAUGUUCUUUUCUAAGGAUAUAUUGACAGACAUUGUUGACCAGACAAAUUUCUAUUCAGUUCAAGAGCUGGGCAAGUCAAUAUUAUUGACUGAGAACGAAUUGAAAGAUUUUCUGGCAAUUCAUCUAAUUAUGGGUAUAGUAGAUAUGCCUUCAUACCUCGAUUAUUGGUCGCAAAAAUAUGUUAAAGUUUCUGACAUAAUACCUCUGAAGCGUUAUCAGCAAAUACGGCGUAGGUUGCAUUUUGCAAAUUACAAUCUGGAAGAUGGCGACCGUUACUAUAAAAUUAGACCGAUACUAGAAAAAAAAAAUAGAGGACAUUUUGCUGAAGUUACAUGCGACCAGAAUUGUUUGGCAGUAGUUCGUUGGAACGACAACAAGGUUGUGACAUUUAUAAGUUCUUUUGUUGCUAGUGAGCCUGUGGAAACGAUCUUGCGAUAUUCGAAGGAUGAGAAGAAGAAAAUAUUAGUACAGUGUCCACAAAUUGUGCGACAGUACAACAAACAUACGGGCGGAGUCGACCUAGCUGAUAUGUUGAUAUCGCUGUACAAAACGCCAUUCAAAACACGACGCUGGUAUAUGGGCAUUUUUGGGCAAUUACUGGACAUUUGUGUAAACAAUGCUUGGUUGAUUCACAGAAAAGCGAAUGAAGGCAACCGUAAAAAGAAAAUGGCACUGAAAGCUUUUCGAUAUGCUGUGCAUGAGAAUCUCAUCUCUGAAAACCGUUGUGCCAAACGGAGCAAAAGCGGCGCCCCAAAAAUAAACACGCCCCGUAAGGCACGCCCUUCCAGUCCAAUAAAGUAUGACAAUGUAAGUCAUUUCCCGCAGACCAUGGAGGAAGGACGUUGUAGAUACUGCCAAAAAACUGUGGUGUACUGCAUAAAAUGUCAGAAGCGACUUUGCUUUGUAACUGAAAAAAAUGCCAGAAAUUGUUUUUUAGAUUUCCAUACCAAAUAA
Parnassius mnemosyne (clouded apollo) is the source of this 1410-nucleotide messenger RNA. The record is from the annotation of a GenBank genome assembly. Lineage: Eukaryota; Metazoa; Arthropoda; Insecta; Lepidoptera; Papilionidae.